Messenger RNA from Eriocheir sinensis (Chinese mitten crab), 1723 nucleotides. RefSeq lists its product as uncharacterized. The record is from RefSeq and is a predicted model, not a curated record. The transcript has 5 exons. Bases 682 to 1548 code for a protein of 288 amino acids. Lineage: Eukaryota; Metazoa; Arthropoda; Malacostraca; Decapoda; Varunidae.
GGCCUUGAUGAUACAUGUGUUGGAGUAUAAUGUGUUCUCUCCUCCAUCCACAGGGGUCCUUCAGGGGAUGUCAAGGAGGAGGAUGUCUGGGUUAAGGAUGAGCCCAUUGAGGAGCUGGACACUGUCAACACCACCACCUUCACUCCCAAGCCUGAAAGCACUUGGACCGAGGACUCUGGUGCCCAACACACUCCCCACACAGCUGAAGGCAGCACGGCACGGCUGCACGUGGCCGCUGCAGCGCUGCCACAGGAGCCAGCCGCAGACCAGGACAACAGCGGCUCAGACACCGAUGAGGCGGGUCAACUUGAGGAUGACGACGAAACACAGGAGGUGACUCGACUCCCAACCAGGAAGCCUGGAAGUGUUCCACCAAACACAAGGCCCCAAAAUCCACACAGAAAAGGGCUGAAAUCAGCGGCUGUUCUCCUGACAAAUGAGCAGGAGCGUGACCUGGCAGAAUGGCUUGAGUUAGAAGUGCCUUUCAUAUAUAACAAGGCACACAAGGAUCAUGUGGACAAGAUCAAGGUGAACAGGGCUUGGGAAGAGAAGGCCGCCUCCCUCGAUCCCCCCAUCACCGGUAACCAGCUUUCAACCUGGUACGACUCAGUCCAUACCAGAUUUACCAAAGUAACCAAGCCCACCGACAAGAGUGGACAGGGGGCCCAGAAGCUACUGACGAUGCGGGAGCAGUGGAUCACACAUGUGUUCUCCUUCCUUACGCCCCACAUCAUUCGACAGCGAAGAACCAACACCCUUGGGUUACAGCCUGCUCAGGUCCCUGCUGCCCCUGCCGAGCCGUCGCAGGCGCCCACCCCCAUUGUCCCCAGCAGCACCCCAUCGCCAGACACUGUCCCGGGACUCCAGCAGGCGCGGGCCAACAUCCACAAGGCCAAGGCCGAACACCGGGCCGCCCUGCUAGAUGAGAUUCGGGAACAGAGUACUUCCUUCAGGGAGUUUGUCGCCGAAACCCUGGCUCCACCACCCAAUGAGAAAGACCCCCCAGGCCUCCACUAUUGGAAUGAUUACUUCGGGUACAUUAAGUACGAUUGCCUGGAGAUUGGGGGGAGGCUCAGGGCUGACCUGGCCAUGGAGAUCACGGCCCUCAUCAACCGAUGGAAGAGGCUGGCUGAAAGUGGGGUCGAGGUGGUCCCCAGGGACUUCAUGGUGAACAUGAUAGCGUCAGUGGAGGAGGGGAAGAAAGCAGCACCACAACAUGUUGCCCAGGCCCCAACACAAGCCCACAGCGUUCCCCUGGGGGGAAUGACCAUGGUCCAACCCACAAGUACCCUGUUGCACCACCCCUCCACCAGUACCACCGUCUUCAGACCACAGCAGCAGGUGGUGGGCCAACCCCAGGUGAUACACAGACCACCAGCAGCUUCGACCCCCUACGAAGGCAACACAUCACUGCAGAGCCUGGGGAUACCUGCCAGCUUUGUUCUGGACCACCUGCCCCACAACUUCAGCAACGCCCCCAGUACCAGUAACACCCCAAGUACCCCAGUGCACACACCUUCCACAACCCUACACACACCCCAAAAUUAAUAAUCUUAUCUUUAAAAGUGGCUACCUUCCAAGAAGUAAGAAAAUACUUAAAUAAUCGCGUACUUGGUGGGUGGAUAGACUUUGGUUGCAAUAAACUAUCUUUUGUGAUAUAAGUGCCUUACAUCUGGAGGAGUUCUUAUUGCUAGGUGUAUGAUUUUUUGUAAUAAAAAAUGUA